UCCCCGCGGCGUAAGGAGUCCAACUACCCACAAAAUGCUUUUUCAUGCGUAGUUUUCCUUUCACACCAUCUGAUCAUUUACCAACUGCGAGGAAUCCACAUAAUAAAAUCGACAACUACAUUUAUUACGCGCGCCACAUUAUGGCACCAAUACCAACCUCCACAAAGAUGCACACAAACACCUCUGCAGGACCACAAAAGGAUGCUAUUCAAAAAAAAAUCUGCGCUCUCCCUCGAGAAGUGAUGAAACUAGUUUUUGUAGUUCAGUUGUUGUUAUCGUUGUUAUAAAUAUUACAUGUGUUGCUGGUGGGGAGAGGUGUUCGGUUCGGCAUUUACGUUACCUCCGCGAUAAAAUCAUACACAAGGUUCAUCAACUACUGGCAGGCUAGCCUGCCACCAAAAAGGUCUGUGCUCCAUUCAAAGCAUCCAGCAUCUGGCGGUGGAUCGGAGCGGCAACGGAAAACCAAACAAAAGUUCAGACAAAGGCAAAUACAACCCUUGUAACCAAACACACACACGUACGUACGGCAAGGACCUUGUACGUUUGUAUGUGUGCACUCCCUGGAGCUUUCGUUUAAAUACCCUAAACGAGCCAAAUGGCUGACAGCGGCGCCAUCACUGGUGAUCACCCGAAAUUGUGAAACAACAAUUACAACCAGAGCACCAGAGGCACAGGGAUUGAAGUAAACCGCAAAACCAUCAUUAUCGAGGUGGUCCUUCCGUAAGCGGAUGAGAAAACAGCUCGACGGUGGUCGCACCAAAAAAGAAGGAAAGUUUUGCCCGUCAGUGAGUUAUUGGCGAAUACAGACGAAAGCCAGCGUGGAAGCGGAAAACUUAUCAAGUGUUUUGUAACCCAACAUCGUUUCGCGGAGAACGUUUGAUGCUACAACAUUAACAGAGUCGAGCAUCCCGACGCGAGGAAUGAGGCUGGAAAAUUAAAUUUUGUGGAAAACCUCUCUCCAUCACACGCUUUAUUCGCGGCGCUUCUCGAAUUAGAACGGAAGGGUUGACUGUCACACAGUGUCAUCGAGAAGAAUCCUAUCGGAGUGACAGAACAUAGCUAUGGAUCCCCACAAUCCCUUCAACUUCCAUCUGGGCCCUCCAGCCGGCAGCUCUGUGCAUUCUCAUACUCACCCGGAACCGACACCGAGUCCUCCGCAAAGCGUGCCUGGUAGACGAACCCCAUUGGGAACCGUCGGAUUGGGAGGUUUCUUCGCCCAACCACACGCUUCAGCAUCAACCUCGUUAACAGACGAAAACCGCCCUUCAGGGAGCGCAGAAAGUCAUUUCAGUCCGCCACCGCCUCACCACCACCAGACAGCACCGGUCGCCGCGGGGAAGCAAAAGAACCGCCAGGGUAAGUCUGUGCGACUGAACAUCAACGCUAGGGAGCGACGCCGGAUGCACGAUUUGAACGACGCGCUCGAUGAGCUGCGAAGCGUGAUUCCUUACGCACAUUCGCCAUCCGUGCGGAAGCUGUCCAAGAUCGCAACCCUGCUGCUGGCCAAAAACUACAUCCUGAUGCAGGCAAAUGCGUUGGAUGAGUUGCGACGAUUGCUGGCUUACAUACAAAGUGCAGCCGGAGCGGGAGCUCCCGCGAUCGACUUCAGAACCAUGCCUUCCGCUUUGAAGUUACAACAAUUGCUUCAAACUCCACAGCACGAAUUACAACAACAAGCGCAACAACAAUUACAACAGCAGCAGCAGCAGCAACAUCACCAGCAAAGCGCUCCCCCUCCAUCAAACCCGUGAACAUAGAAUUCUGAAAUUUUCCCCCGAAUGCCAAAUGUUCUAUAACCCCCACAAUUAUUAAGCAAACGUUUGUGAACUAUUAUGCUAGUCAUUUGAGUAGUAGGAUCAUACUUUGUAGUAAGACAAAUGGAAAUUUAUAAACGAUCCUGUUAGGAAUAAGUUUCGAUACUAGUCAUUUUUGUGAAAAGCAGAAACAAAAUGCAACAGUUGCCAAAACAUUUUCAUAUAUUUAGAAUGAUCAAUAAAGUGUAGUAGAUGCAAUUA
This is a messenger RNA of Toxorhynchites rutilus septentrionalis, 2015 nucleotides long. RefSeq names its product class E basic helix-loop-helix protein 23 (gene Oli). NCBI's taxonomy places the organism in Eukaryota, Metazoa, Arthropoda, Insecta, Diptera, Culicidae. The transcript has 5 exons. The coding region runs from base 1062 to 1751 and encodes 229 amino acids. Gene Ontology annotation, molecular function: protein dimerization activity. The record is from RefSeq and is a predicted model, not a curated record.